Molecule: messenger RNA, 3615 nt
Organism: Calypte anna (Anna's hummingbird)
Lineage: Eukaryota; Metazoa; Chordata; Aves; Apodiformes; Trochilidae
Gene: ATP1A1
Product: ATPase Na+/K+ transporting subunit alpha 1
Exons: 23
Coding region: 237-3305 (1022 amino acids)
Biological process (GO): intracellular potassium ion homeostasis; proton transmembrane transport; intracellular sodium ion homeostasis
Cellular component (GO): membrane
Molecular function (GO): P-type sodium:potassium-exchanging transporter activity; ATP binding; ATP hydrolysis activity
Source: RefSeq, a predicted model, not a curated record
UGCGGGAGGCUGCGGCGACCGAGAGGAGCGACGUGGGUGGGGGGGAGAGGGGGUUGAGGCGAAGGAGAGGAGCCGCCGAGGAAGAAGAAGAAGAAAGAGGAGGAGGGGGAAGAAGGCGAGCGGCGGCCGGGUCCGCUGCUAUUGUUCCGCACCUGCCGCCGUCCGGGACACGUGGCGCCGCUGAUCCCCGCUUCUCACCCCCAGCCGCCUGACCCGCACACAAGUCGCCUGGCACGAUGGGCAAGGGGGCUGGAAGAGACAAGUAUGAGCCCACUGCUACAUCAGAGCAUGGCGCGAAGAAGAAAAAGGGGAAGAAGGAGAGGGACAUGGAUGAGCUUAAAAAGGAAGUCGUAAUGGAUGACCACAAGCUGACCCUUGAUGAACUUCAUCGUAAAUAUGGAACAGACUUAAGUCGGGGUUUGACUUCUGCACGUGCAGCUGAGAUUUUGGCUCGUGAUGGCCCAAAUUCCCUCACACCCCCACCUACCACUCCUGAAUGGGUCAAGUUCUGUCGGCAGCUCUUUGGAGGAUUCUCACUCCUGCUGUGGAUUGGUGCUAUUCUCUGUUUUCUGGCUUAUGGCAUACAAAGUGUAAUGGAGGAGGAGCCCAACAAUGAUAAUCUCUACCUGGGUGUUGUGUUGGCAGCUGUGGUCAUCAUUACUGGCUGUUUCUCAUAUUACCAAGAAGCAAAAAGUUCAAAGAUCAUGGAGUCCUUCAAGAACAUGGUGCCUCAGCAAGCUCUUGUAGUCAGAAAUGGUGAGAAGCUCAGCAUAAAUGCUGAAGGUGUUGUAGUUGGAGAUCUAGUGGAAGUGAAAGGAGGAGACAGAAUUCCAGCUGACCUUCGGAUCAUAUCUGCGCAUGGUUGCAAGGUGGAUAACUCCUCACUUACUGGUGAAUCAGAGCCUCAGACCAGGUCUCCAGACUUCUCCAAUGAGAACCCGCUUGAGACCAGGAACAUUGCCUUCUUUUCCACCAACUGUGUGGAAGGCACUGCACGUGGCAUUGUCAUUAGCACUGGGGAUCGCACUGUGAUGGGUCGUAUUGCCAGUCUGGCUUCAGGACUGGAAGGGGGGAAAACUCCAAUUGCCACAGAAAUCGAGCACUUUAUCCAUCUCAUCACUGGUGUGGCUGUGUUCCUGGGUGUCUCCUUCUUCGUCCUUUCACUUAUCCUUGAGUACACGUGGCUGGAGGCUGUAAUCUUCCUCAUCGGGAUCAUUGUUGCCAAUGUCCCUGAGGGGCUGCUUGCAACUGUCACGGUAUGUCUGACACUAACAGCCAAGCGUAUGGCUCGUAAGAACUGCUUGGUGAAGAACCUGGAAGCUGUGGAAACCCUGGGCUCCACAUCCACCAUCUGUUCUGACAAAACAGGCACCCUGACACAGAAUCGCAUGACAGUUGCGCACAUGUGGUUUGACAAUCAGAUUCAUGAGGCUGAUACUACAGAGAAUCAGAGUGGUGCUUCUUUUGACAAGAGCUCAGCUACUUGGACUGCUUUGUCCAGAGUUGCAGGUCUUUGCAACCGCGCUGUGUUUCAGGCCAACCAGGAAAAUGUACCAAUUCUUAAGAGAGCAGUGGCAGGAGAUGCCUCAGAGUCUGCACUUCUGAAAUGCAUUGAAUUGUGCUGUGGUUCUGUCAAGGAGAUGAGGCAAAGGUAUCCCAAAGUGGUGGAAAUACCAUUUAACUCCACUAACAAGUACCAGCUGUCUAUCCACAAAAAUCCAAAUCCAUCAGAAUCUCGUCACUUGCUGGUUAUGAAGGGAGCUCCGGAGAGGAUCUUGGAUCGCUGCAGCACCAUUCUUAUUCAUGGCAAGGAGCAACCACUGGAUGAGGAAAUGAAAGAUUCUUUUCAGAAUGCCUACCUUGAGUUGGGAGGCCUCGGGGAGAGAGUGUUAGGAUUUUGCCACUUGGCUAUGCCUGAUGACCAGUUCCCAGAAGGCUUCCAGUUUGAUACAGAUGAAGUGAACUUUCCUGUAGACAAACUCUGCUUUGUAGGACUGAUGUCUAUGAUUGACCCUCCUCGUGCUGCUGUGCCUGAUGCUGUUGGCAAAUGCAGAAGUGCUGGGAUCAAGGUUAUCAUGGUUACUGGAGACCACCCCAUCACAGCCAAAGCCAUUGCCAAGGGUGUUGGUAUUAUCUCUGAGGGCAAUGAAACAGUAGAAGAUAUUGCUGCUCGACUCAACAUUCCUGUCAGCCAGGUCAACCCCAGGGAUGCCAAAGCUUGUGUUGUUCAUGGCUCAGAUUUGAAGGAUAUGACUAGUGAGCAACUGGAUGACAUCUUGAUUCAUCAUACAGAAAUUGUCUUUGCCAGGACAUCUCCUCAGCAGAAGCUUAUAAUUGUGGAAGGCUGUCAGCGACAGGGUGCCAUUGUAGCAGUCACAGGUGAUGGUGUGAAUGAUUCCCCAGCCCUGAAGAAGGCUGACAUUGGUGUUGCUAUGGGUAUUGCGGGUUCAGAUGUCUCUAAGCAGGCAGCUGACAUGAUUCUGCUGGAUGAUAACUUUGCCUCCAUUGUCACUGGAGUUGAAGAAGGGCGUCUGAUCUUUGAUAACCUGAAGAAGUCUAUUGCAUACACCUUGACCAGUAACAUUCCUGAAAUCACACCCUUCCUGAUCUUCAUCAUUGCAAACAUACCCCUUCCACUGGGAACAGUCACCAUCCUCUGCAUUGACUUGGGCACUGACAUGGUCCCUGCUAUCUCCCUGGCAUAUGAACAAGCAGAGAGUGACAUCAUGAAGAGGCAGCCCAGAAAUCCCAGAACAGACAAGCUGGUGAAUGAACGGCUAAUCAGCAUGGCCUAUGGGCAGAUUGGUAUGAUCCAAGCCCUGGGAGGUUUCUUCACCUAUUUUGUCAUCAUGGCAGAGAAUGGGUUCUGGCCUACUGGCUUGCUAGGGAUCAGAGUUCAGUGGGAUGACCGAUGGAUUAAUGAUGUGGAAGACAGCUAUGGGCAGCAGUGGACCUACGAACAGAGGAAAGUAGUGGAGUUCACUUGCCAUACAGCCUUCUUUGUCAGCAUUGUGGUUGUGCAGUGGGCAGACUUGAUCAUUUGUAAGACCCGAAGAAACUCUGUCUUCCAGCAGGGAAUGAAGAACAAGAUCCUAAUAUUUGGUCUCUUUGAGGAGACUGCUCUGGCUGCCUUCCUUUCCUACUGCCCUGGAAUGGAUGUUGCUCUAAGGAUGUAUCCUCUCAAGCCGGCCUGGUGGUUCUGCGCUUUCCCGUACUCCCUUCUCAUAUUCCUGUAUGAUGAAGUCAGGAAGCUCAUUAUCAGACGCCACCCUGGUGGUUGGGUGGAGAGAGAGACCUACUACUAAAAAGUGCCUGUGAAGCAUUCCACGCACAGCCCAUGCCACCUCUCCAGCAUCUCCCCUGUGUGCAUACUUCAUCUUUGCAAGUGCAGAACUGUGUCUGGGCAGGAGUGAGCUGAAACUAAAGGAAACAUGAAGAAACAUGGACUGGAGAAGAAAGCAAGGGGGAGGUUGGGGUGGGGGGACAUGUCUGACCAUCAGUCCAUGGUGAUGAGAGUUUGAGUAGUUUUAUGUGCCUUUUUGUUUUUGUAAAAGGAAACAAGAUUUUAUAUGUUGAUUUUUACAAAUAAAGAUGGAUUAUAAGAGGAUGCCCCCA